Molecule: messenger RNA, 991 nt
Organism: Punica granatum (pomegranate)
Lineage: Eukaryota; Viridiplantae; Streptophyta; Magnoliopsida; Myrtales; Lythraceae
Source: RefSeq, a predicted model, not a curated record
CCAAUCUUCAUUCAUAUUAAUUAGUUAGUGUACCCUGCUGCCUGUGCACAUUCCGCCUCCGCCACCGCUCACCUCCGCCCAUCCCGGCCAUCUCCGGAGUUCGGUUCCUGCAUCUGUACUGUGAGAUCGAUCCCAGCAAGGUCGAUGUUGGAUGACGGUACCGAGAGCUGCCCCCACCACGGUGAGAGCAGCUGCCGUCGCAAGGCCCUCAUUGGUGCGCUGGCAGCUGUCUUUGUGAUCCUCGUCAUUGCUCUCAUCCUCUGGUUCGUGCUCCGUCCCCACAAGCCGUCGUUCGUGCUCCAGGAUGCCACUGUAUACGGCUUCAAUGUCGGCACGUACCCGUACCUCCUCAACGUCACCUUCCAAGUGACGGUGGUGUGCCGCAACCCCAAUGCCCGCCUCGGCAUAUACUAUGACAAGCUUGUUGCUUAUGCCUCUUACAGGGACCAGCAGAUCACGCUCCGCACGGCGAUCCCUCCGUCGUACCAGGGUCACAAGGAGGUCGAUGUGUGGUCGCCGUUCCUGUUUGGUUACUCCGUGCCAAUCGCGCCGUACAAUGCAGCUGCGCUGAGCCAAGAUCAGGGGAACGGGAUGGUACUGGUGAUGAUCAAGUUGGUCGGACGGCUGAGAUGGAGAGUCGGGAGGAUCACAACGGGGGGCUACCACAUUGUUGUGAAGUGCCCUGCAUUCAUCACCUUAGGGAGUAGAAGCAAAGGGACUGCGGUCGGGGGAAGUGCGGUGAAGUAUCAGAUGAUGCAGAACUGUGUCGUGAACGUCUAAAAGAUUUCUUGGCAAAUAAGAUCGGUUGAUCCAAGUUCGGAGUAUCACAGUUGAGAAAUCACGUGGAACUUGAGACUUCCACGUCUAGGCACAAAUUUCGAGUAUACUCGGCAGUUGGCAUGCGAUGGAGAAUGUUAGCGUCCAAGCUUUACAUGUACUGAGCCACAAAUAAAGAUUCGUUAAGUGACAGUAAUUUUUAUAGUGAUUUUAA